Molecule: messenger RNA, 1320 nt
Organism: Puccinia triticina
Lineage: Eukaryota; Fungi; Basidiomycota; Pucciniomycetes; Pucciniales; Pucciniaceae
Exons: 3
Coding region: 1-1320 (439 amino acids)
Biological process (GO): protein phosphorylation
Molecular function (GO): ATP binding; protein serine/threonine kinase activity
Source: RefSeq, a predicted model, not a curated record
AUGGUAGUUGAUGUUGAUAAUCCCAACUCGUACCAAUUACUACUAAUCUUGCUGCGUGAGAAAUUCGUUGGCCACGACUUAGGCAACUAUGGAUCAUUCUCCAAAGAUCACUUUCCCUUCACUCAGCUAGGUACUAAGAAGUCGGGGGUAGAAGAUCAGCAAUCCUUUCUAUCACACCUCGAGUCUAAUAAAACUAUUGACCUUAUACUAAAUUAUGACGCUUUUGAGCAAAAAAUGCUCCAGGAGGAAGAAGACGGGUACCAAAAGUCAGUUUCCGAUGAAGAAAGCCUACCUUCUAUCAUUGUACCCUCUUCCCAGUCAUUGCUUCCGACCGCAAAUCAAUUUUCUUCAAAUCCAAGCACCAGUGGCACUGUUUAUAACCAUUCCAACUCCGAUGUUGAUGCUAUAUCAAGCCAGAAUUUGGAUCAAUCUGUCAAUGCGAAACACUCACUCAGUCAUCACUCUCCCUCUGUGGUUUCCACAUCGUUCCCGGGGUAUGUUUCCGACACUCUUGUUUGUGUUGCUAUGGGCAGAUCUCCACCAUGGGCGACACAACCAAUCUUGAACUUGUCCGAUCUCUCUUGGGAUCGCUUUGGUACUCCUGAACUAUCUUCAUUUAUCACUGAUUUGAAUGCAAUGGAUUGGAGGGAAGGAAUCCGACAUUCACUCGAUCCAAAUGGAACGGACACAUUUCGACUCCUAGUCCAUUUUAAAGUGCUUGAAGACCAAGUCAUUUUCCAAAACAAUAAAAUAAGAAUCGUCAAAGCCGAGCUUCUCGACUCUCCAAUUAUACACUCAAUGAUAGCAAAGUACAGCCUGGUUCGUAGCCACCCUACCAAAAGCUACUUGCCUCUUCCAAUCUAUUGGAUGAGAAAGUAUGCUGCGGCUCAACGAUUUGUUUCUCUGUUUGGAAAAGCGGUUUUAUCUUCUCCUAAGGCUACAUCUGAUCUGAAACAAAUCGCACAGGAAAUUCGUGUCGUUGAUGCAUUCCCAGUAUACUUGGAUCCAGAGAAAGAAGGCGGACAAGAUUGCUAUGAAACUUUGGAUCCAAACAUCGACAAUCUGCUAGCUUACUGCAAAAAUGAACCUAUGCGGGUUUUCUUCAUGGAAGAACACAUUGUAGGAUCUUGGCAGAAAUUCUUACAUCCGACUGAGUUUGAUGGCCGACUCAAUGAUCACUCUCCAGCAGUUGACCUGUUGAUUUCUGCCUUGCAGCAUUGGAUGUAUGUAUAUACCAAUGGGCAGAUGAUUAUAACAAAUCUGCAAGGUGUUAUACCCUUAUUGAGUAAACCAAACAUUGUCAACUUAAACCCCCAGUAA